UGAUCUCCCUAUGGAUAUCUUGUUAGGUAUGUACUACCUCUCCGUUGCACAGCCCCAGUUUGACUGGGACCGAGAAGUGGUCAAACACACUUUGCCAGGUGGGGGGACCGCCAGUUUACGUAAGUUCAAAGCUAGUAGUCUGAUUGAGUUCUACGGAUGCAUGUGUGCGGCCACGUUCUAUAACUAUUAUAAGCAAAAUCCGGAGGAGGGUAUGUAUCUAGUUUAUGUCUCUGCAGUAGGUGAGCCGGUGAAAAUGUCGUCGGAGAUAGAGGGAGUAGUUGCUAAGUACCAUGAUCUAUUUGAAGAGCCGACAGAGGUUGUCGAGAGGGAGGUCGUCCACGCGAUAGAGAUUAUCCCAGGGUCUAGCAUCCCGAAGGGUAGGAUCUAUCAGAUGUUUCCAGGCAAGCUUGACGAGCUUCGCCGACAGCUCAAGGAACUCAUAGAGAAGGGAUGGAUCUGGCCGAGUGUCUCCCCUUACGGAUCGCCAGUUUUAUUUGUGCCAAAGAAGGGGGGUACGCUGAGGAUGUGCAUUGACUAUAGGAGCCUCAAUGCCACCACUGUCAAGAACCGAGAGCCCCUACUGCGCAUCGACGAUUUGCUAGAUAGAGUGCAAGGGUGUCGGUACUUCAGUAAGAUAGAUCUGAAGUCCGGGUACCAUCGGAUUGCAAUCCGGCCCGAGGAUCAACACAAAACCGCAUUUCAGACCAAGUACGGUCUGUACGAGUUUGUGGUGAUGCCUUUCGGCCUUUGCAAUGCUCCUGACACCUUUCAGCACGCUAUGAAUCGGAUAUUUCAUGACUACUUGGAUAAGUUUGUCAUCGUGUACCUCGAUGAUAUACUUAUUUUUAGUAGGACUGUCGAGGAGCAUGUUGCGCACUUAGACAAAGUCCUCAGUCUCCUUCGGCAGCACAAGUUCAAGAUCAACGGGGAGAAAUGCGAGUUUGGUCGCACCCGGAUCUUGUACUUGGGUCAUGAGAUUUCCGCGGAGGGUUUGAAGCCCGAUGACGCGAAGGUAGCCAGCAUUCGUGAUUGGCCGCGUCCUCAGUCUGUGACUAAGAUGAGGGCUUUCUUAGGGAUGACCGGCUACUACCAUAACUUUGUUAAGAACUAUAGCAUAGUGGCCGCUCCUUUGACUGACCUGACCCGCCUUGACACGCCAUGGGAGUGGGCAGACAGGUGUGAGGCUGCUUUUAGACAUCCGAAGCAUGUGUUGACACACCAUGAGGUCUUGAAGCUUCCCAAUCCUGACAAGCCGUUUAUAGUCACUACGGAUGCUAGCCAAUAUGGUAUAGGCGCCGUGCUCGAGCAGCAGGAGGGGCCAAAGUUGAGGCCAGUCAAGUACAUGUCCAAAAAGAUGCCCUCUCAGAAGUUGGCUAAGUCCACCUAUGAGAAGGAACUCUAUGCGAUCUACAAGGCGCUCACCCACUGGAGGCACUAGCUCCUUGGGAGGUUCUUCUACGUCUGGACUGAUCAUCAGACCCUAAAGUGGAUGAGGACCCAGCCUGUGCUCUCCGAUGCGCUGAAACGUUGGAUCGAAGUCAUUGAGCAACUAUGACUUCGAGCCCCAGUACAUCAAAGGUGAGUACAACAAGGUUGCUGAUGCGUUGUCGCGUAGGCCAGACUUCUCAAGUGCGCUGAUCACUGAGUUCGGGCUCGCGGACGAUGUCACUCGCUUUAUGGUGGAAGCCUAUCGUGAGGAUCAGUUCAUGGUUGAGAUCAUACGCAGACUUGAGGCGAAGGACAAGGUGUCUUCAACUGAGUUUGAGUUGGUCAACUGACUGUUGUUCCUUGAGAAGGAAGGGAAUAAACGUAUGUGUGUGCCGGAUAAAGAGUCUUUGCAUAG
Chara braunii is the source of this 1843-nucleotide messenger RNA. The record is from the annotation of a GenBank genome assembly. NCBI's taxonomy places the organism in Eukaryota, Viridiplantae, Streptophyta, Charophyceae, Charales, Characeae.